AUGUCCACUCGCAGCGACAACAUUCCAGUGGCCGCGAACGCGCUGGAGCUUCCCAAGACUGCGUGCCUGUAUUUUUGGACGGCAGCGUUGUGGGUCAGCGUCUUGGCUGCAUUAGUCUCGACUUUGUUGGUUGUAUACGCCACGGCGAAUAAAUUUCAGAUCGAAGGCCGCAACCUGUUCCACUUCAAUCGCGUGUUUGGCAGCGUGUGGAUCGGUCGUCCGUUGCUCUUUGUUCGGGGCAUCACAGCCAUUAUCAUCCUGAGUACAGCUCCAGCCACCAUAAGCACAACACCGCACCGCGUGACGUCGUUUACGCCCUAUCAACGCGAGUGGACAUCGCAGCUGCUCCUAUACAGCGAAUCCCUCUGGGUCGUCUAUGUCCUGAACGAUAUAUUGUUGCCGUUUACCAUCGAGCUGCAGAUUGCAACCGACGUCGCACCAGUCAGCAGCUUCCUCGCUUUCACUGCGGUGGCCAGUCUGGACGUCGCCUCUCCGUAUCAAGUGCAAGCCAAUGUGGCUCAAGACUGCAUGUUCACAUCGUUUCGUCGUGGCGUGGCUUGCACGGGUGGAGAAGUGCGACUUGGCAGUGGCGAGCGUGUGGCCCACCUCCUCGGACUCCAGUUCGCGUCGCUUGUUGUAGCACUAGUGGCCACAGUGACGUAUGCGCGGUGCUACCCCAGUCGACACCCCCCUCGAACGACAGCUCCAAACAAUGUGCUCAUCCCCGCUGCGACCGAGGCAUUUUUCGUGCGCUCGUCAGGACGGUUUGCGUCGUCCAGACAUUUGGACGCAGUGACGUGCGUGAUGUCGGGCAUGUUGCCGUGGAAACAAACCCUGUUUGACUUUAAAAUUUGGGCGACCGUGAUGCGCCACAACAAAACCAACACCCGACGCAUGUCGUUCCGCGACGCCACGUUCCAACACCACGUGUCAGGCCCGACGCUGCCGCCGAUGUUUGGGCGAAAGCAUGCAUGGCUUGGCUUUGUCGGGUUGCUGUACAUGGUCACGUCAAUUUCAGGUUCGUACGCGUUCUUCCAGCUGACGCAAUCGGCCAUGUCCAACGAUUUCUGGUGGGCGUCAUUCGACACAAACACGCAAGUGCACUUGAGCAACUGGUUCAACCAGAAUCUGCAACUCCACCAAUUUGCCAGCAACGUCGAUCUCACGGCCCUCGAGCAAGGCACGCUGGCGUUGACCACGAAUGCGUCCGCCACGGCACUCCAAAUAGCGCCACUGUACGCCAUUUCCGUCCAAGACGAAGCCAACUCGCUCGGCAACGUC
Aphanomyces astaci is the source of this 1281-nucleotide messenger RNA. RefSeq lists its product as hypothetical. The transcript has a single exon. The annotation marks the transcript as partial. NCBI's taxonomy places the organism in Eukaryota, Oomycota, Saprolegniomycetes, Saprolegniales, Verrucalvaceae. The record is from RefSeq and is a predicted model, not a curated record.